AGAAGAAUGAGAGUGACUUUGACACGUUUACGCCACGCUCUGCCAGCAGAAGUGGGACAGUUCCGCCUACUUUGCAGCGGCGCGUGCAGACCACAGUUCGCCGGCUCGCUCGAUCAUUGGUUCACUAGAAUCUCCACCGCGGAAGAGCUGAGCCAUUGUAUUGGCCAUCGGUUGCUUCGAUGGAGCUGGACUGGGAGCUCAGAGAGCUUCAGACGCUUGAAGGCCACAAGGAUAGGGUUUGGAGCGUGGCCUGGAACCCCGCAACAGGAGUCGCCGGGAUCCCGCCGAUGUUCGCUUCCUGCAGCGGCGACAAAACUGUUCGUGUUUGGGAGCAGACGCCCUCUUCUUCAUCUUGGGACUGCAAGGCAGUUCUGGAUGAGACACAUACAAGGACUGUACGCUCUUGUGCUUGGUCGCCUUCGGGGAAGUUGUUGGCUACUGCCAGCUUCGACGCCACCACUGGUAUCUGGGAAAACGUUGGGGAUGACUUUGAAUGCGUUUCCACGUUAGAGGGUCAUGAAAAUGAGGUCAAGAGUGUGUCUUGGAAUGCCUCUGGGUCUUUACUGGCGACAUGUGGCCGAGAUAAAUCCGUGUGGAUUUGGGAGGUUUUGCCUGGGAAAGAGUUUGAAUGUGCUUCAGUUUUGCAAGGACAUACACAAGAUGUAAAGAUGGUUAUGUGGCACCCGACUAUGGAUAUUUUGUUCUCUUGCAGCUAUGACAAUAGUGUAAAGGUUUGGGCUGAGGACGGGGAUGAUGACUGGCACUGUGUGCAAACUCUGAAUGAAGCUAAUAAUGGUCAUUCUUCUACUGUUUGGGCCCUCUCUUUCAAUGGCAGUGGAGACAAAAUGGUAACCUGCAGUGAUGAUCUCACCAUGAAGAUAUGGGGAACUGACCUCAAAAAGAUGAUGUCUGAAGAUGGCUAUGCACCUUGGAGUCAUUUAUGCACUCUUUCAGGUUAUCAUGACCGGACAGUUUUUUCAGUACACUGGUCACGGAAGGGACUCAUUGUCACUGGGGCAGCAGAUGAUGCUAUCCGACUCUUUGUGGAGAGCAAAGAUGGUUCAGUUGAUGAACCGUCAUACAAAAUGAUCCUGAGGAAGGAAAAAGCACAUGACAUGGAUGUAAACUCGGUUCAAUGGGGCCCUGGGGAAACUCGUUUACUUGCAUCUGCAAGCGAUGACGGGACAAUAAAGAUUUGGGAGCUUCAACCAGUGGCUUAACUGCUUCGCAGCAAACCUACAGCAGCAAUGUUUUCUCCAGCAGUGCUUGGAUAUGUAGACACCAGUACAUACCUGUUUGGAAAAUGUUUCAAUGAUUAAUAAAUGGAUCGAUAAAUUACCAAGAAAAAUGGAAUGCCGAACUUAUAAGUUGUCAUGGUGGUGGAAGUAUGAGUCCCGAGUAUAUUCUUUGCGAUAGGUGUGCUGCACGAACCCAAAAAAUAGCGAGAAUUGUGUGAUGCUGUGCAUUUGAUUCGUGUAUCUUUUCAGCGGGACUUAUUUAUUUUUAUUUUUUUUUAAAUGUUGCAAAGCUAAUUGAGUUAUUUUUGUGUCA
Molecule: messenger RNA, 1551 nt
Organism: Punica granatum (pomegranate)
Lineage: Eukaryota; Viridiplantae; Streptophyta; Magnoliopsida; Myrtales; Lythraceae
Source: RefSeq, a predicted model, not a curated record